Messenger RNA from Salvelinus sp. IW2-2015, 642 nucleotides. Its product is annotated as poly(A)-specific ribonuclease PARN-like. The record is from RefSeq and is a predicted model, not a curated record. NCBI's taxonomy places the organism in Eukaryota, Metazoa, Chordata, Actinopteri, Salmoniformes, Salmonidae. Gene Ontology annotation, cellular component: cytoplasm. Gene Ontology annotation, molecular function: poly(A)-specific ribonuclease activity; RNA binding. Gene Ontology annotation, biological process: nuclear-transcribed mRNA poly(A) tail shortening.
GGCAUGGUUUAAACUCCUCCAAACGGGUGUUAUAGCCUCAGUGCGGAACCCGUCCUGCGGUCCACAGUGUGGUCACAUGGUACUGAUUUAUGUCCAGCGGAGCAGGAAUCCAUGGUAACAGUCCAGACACCACCCUUCAGCUCCAACCCUGAAUGCUUCCCUGUAGUCGUUUUGUCUUUCCUUUUGUCCCUUUGCAGAGGGAAGGUGGAAUCUCUGUUCACUACCUCAGAGAAGACUGUGGACCUGGAGCCCUGCACUGGGUUUCAGAGGAAGCUGAUCUAUCAGACACUCAACUCCAAGUUCCCAAAGGGCCUUCAUGUUGAGACCUUGGAGACAGAGAAGAAAGAGCGUUACAUCCAGAUCAGCAAGGUGGACGACGAGGAGCGGAAGAGGAGAGAACGGCAGAAACAGGAGAGAGAACAGGAGGAGCUGAAUGACGCUGUGGAUUCUCCAGGGUCAUACACGCCAUCUCCAAAUCUGGAAAGUUGUGGUUGGCCACAACAUGCUGCUGGAGUCAUGCACACCAUCCAUCAGUUCUACUGCGUACUGCCAGAGGACCUGAAUGACUUUAAAGAAGUCACUCAGUGUGUCUUCCCAGAAAAUACAUUCUGCUGCGUUCAGGGUUUCGGUGGUCUUCCCCGG